Eublepharis macularius is the source of this 2787-nucleotide messenger RNA. It is a transcript of the gene FGF23, whose product is annotated as fibroblast growth factor 23. Gene Ontology annotation, biological process: positive regulation of cell population proliferation; positive regulation of protein phosphorylation; animal organ morphogenesis. The transcript is spliced from 3 exons. Gene Ontology annotation, molecular function: growth factor activity; type 1 fibroblast growth factor receptor binding. NCBI's taxonomy places the organism in Eukaryota, Metazoa, Chordata, Lepidosauria, Squamata, Eublepharidae. Gene Ontology annotation, cellular component: cytoplasm. The coding region runs from base 88 to 798 and encodes 236 amino acids. The record is from RefSeq and is a predicted model, not a curated record.
CUGAAGUAAAGGGAGCUACGCAGGGAGGGGAAAAGAGAAAGUGUCAAGUUUCAGGGUCCUGCCAACAGCCACUAAGGAAGGAGCACCAUGUCCCGGGCCUCUCAGUGUGGCUUCCUGGAGUUUAUGCUGUUUGCAAUGUGCAGCUGGGAGGGAAUUGCUGCUUUUCCAAAUGCCUCGCCUCUGCUCAGCCCCAACUGGGGGAACACGGACAGCAUGCUGCACCUGUACACAUCCUCGACACGGAACAGUUUCCACCUGCAAAUCCACUCCAGUGGUCUUGUGGAUGGAAGUCCUCACCAAACAGCAUAUAGUGCGCUGGUGAUCAAAUCUGAAGGGGCAGGUUUUGUGGCGAUCAGUGGUGUGAAAAGUGGGCGCUAUCUCUGCAUGGACCUCAAUGGGGAUAUCUUUGGAUCACACUACUUUCGUUAUGAAGACUGCACUUUCAAACAUUGGACCCUGGAAAAUGGUUACGAUGUCUACCAGUCUCCCAAGUACCACUAUCUAGUCAGUCUUGGCAAAGUGAAGCAGCCUCUGUUCCCUGGUAUGAAUCCACCACUGUUUUCCCAGUUCUUGUCCCGACGAAAUGAAAUUCCUUUGGCCCAGUUCAACACUCCAGAGCCUCGCAGGCUGACCAGACAUGCCAACGCAGAUCCAUUUGAUAGCAUCAUCGCAGCACCAAACAGCCUAACAAAUUCCCAGCGGUUACAAAAUCCUAGUGUACAGUCACCCCAUUCUGCUGGGGACAAAGACAGAGACCCACUUCGAGCAAUUAUCUCCAGAAAUGGUCCUCAUGGUUAAAUCAGAACAGUGCAGCACUUUGAUUUCUGCACUGACCCAGAAUGUAACCUGAAGAAUUAUUUUGAUAGUCCCUGCUGAACUGUUAUAGAACCUGAAAACAUCUUUUUACGUGAUCUGUUCCAGAUAAGACUUCAAUUUAAACCCACCCCCCCAAUGAUGUGGCAGUAUACUGAGUCACAAGCCCUAACCAGAAUUAUUGAACACUUAAAAAAAAAAGUCUUCCUUACACUGGAUGGAAGGAGGCCUGAUGUUUUAAGGCCUGGGCAGGACGGGUAGCUUCUCUGCAUACAGCAGCGUGUCUUCCCCUGGAUGGUCAGCCUUCCUCUGUACCUGACAUUGCUAAAACCUUCCCAUUCUUAUCUUUGACUAGAUUUUUAGCUCAAAUUUAAGAGCACUUAAGGAGUGGCUUAUUUAUUAAUGGCCAAAAUCCUGCAGAGCAGCUGUUUAGUGGGAAACUGUGGCCGGCACCACAGGAGUCCCCUUGGCCAGUUUGUUCCAGGGUUUUUGAAAUGUCUGAAUUCACCCCUGCAAUUAACUAUUAGAAACAAACCGUAAACCCUAAUCUACAGCAUGAGACCCAUUUUUUUAACCAUGCAUGUUUUUCUUCCCCUUUCCCCUCUUCUUUCUCCAUUUCUUAUACAAAAAGUCUUACAUAACACACACACACGCAAAAAGAAAAUGGUGCUGUGGUUGCAACCAACUUUUGGUCCAGGCGUUUCCCAACUCUGGAUCCUCACCAACCCAUUAAAGAGCAAUGUACUAGACAGCACACACUGGUAAGCAACUUGGCAGGAGGGACUUGAGUAAUACUUGAAAAGAAGGGCAAGAGUUGCAAAGCAUGAAUGCGAAAUAUACUCAGCCCAUGAGUCUCCUGUUGCCUUGUACACCCAGGUUAAAUCAUUGUCCUUAAAAAGAGUGCUAAUUGAGUACUAGAUACCAAUAUUCUUAUAUAUCAUAGAGCAGAAAGUCUCAUCACAAAUCAUUCUGCUGGCACCAAUGAGAGCCAACCUCGACGGACAGAAUUGUAUGAUUUCACUCUGAAGAAACUGAACCACUUCAGACUGCAGAGUGCUCACAGCUUUAAAAAAAAGUCCUAUAGAAAGCUAACAUGUUGGGGGAAAGGGUUUCACCUAUUCCUUGCCUUGACCUGCUAAUCGUUUUUAUCUUGGAGUACAAUCAAACAUACCUUCCACAAGCAGUCAAAAUGACAGAAAACUGGUCUCACGCUCUAACAGAUUAAUCUUUUACUUCUCUUGGUUAGCACCAGCAUUUCCCUCCUCAAACCGCAGGAACCCAGAAUGAAACAACUCUACACAUCGUUGCAGUCUUCACGCUUUUAUUCAGCACACUAUAAAAAAUUGUAGUGUAUUUCAGUUUGCUUUCUGCUGCACUAAACUCUUCUAAAGGCUAAGCUUCAUUGAGACAGCCAACCAGUCCAUUCUGGCCAGAAAACAUGGGCUGCUCUUGGCUCAGUCAACCUGGGCCAUCUUCAGAGACAGAAAAUUAGAGACUCAUGAUUAGCUCCUGCCUGAAGGGAGGAAUCAGGUUUUGUGUUUUAGAAAUUUUAAAGAAUCUCUGUUCUGAACUGGCAUUCCCCCCAAUAGUAAGACCACAGGCUGGCCUAUUUUUAUUUAUUGUUGUAUUUUUAAAAAAUUCUCUGCCUUUCCUAUUAGACCAAGGUAGCUGAUAAGUUGCCUACUUAGAUGUACUGGACUAUACCACUGGAAAAUGUAGAAUGGCUUUCUCAAAAAAACUAAUUUUUAAAGAAAAUCAAGCUUAAAAAAGUGGGUGUUUUAGAAUGAAGCGUUCAAAAGGAAGAUAACACCGGCUAAUAAGACACAUGGUUAAUGCAUUUUUAUAUUACUGUAUUUAUUUAUUUAUUUGAAUGAUUUACAGUUAUUGCAGGCAUAUUUAUGAAUAUUUAUGAUGCAUCCCCGUUUCCAUUUUUUAAAAUAAAGAUCUAAAUAAAAGUUUUUUCUCAGAAAAAAA